Messenger RNA from Cherax quadricarinatus, 8046 nucleotides. Its product is annotated as G patch domain-containing protein 11. Gene Ontology annotation, cellular component: kinetochore. Lineage: Eukaryota; Metazoa; Arthropoda; Malacostraca; Decapoda; Parastacidae. The record is from RefSeq and is a predicted model, not a curated record. Gene Ontology annotation, molecular function: nucleic acid binding.
CCUGGGUUCCACAUGAUCUCAUUGAGAGCUUUUUGUUCCCUUUUUCUGCUCUCGGAAAAAAACUAUUUCCUUCCCAAGUUUAGCCAAUAUUUCUUCCCCAGACACUGGAGAGUAGAACUUAGUACGACGUGAAGUGUUGUGGCCCUAUACACCCCCAACAAAGGAAGACCCAAAAACACGUAUUCAGAGGAACAAUAACUCGCAGAAUAAAUGGCAGAAUCAGAAGAAGAGGUUGAUUAUAUGUCGGCUGACUUUUUAGCCCAGUGGUAGGCAUUGUUCCUGUCAUUUACAUGUGUUGGUAAGGAUGACGUCAGACCAGGGCUUAUGUUUUCACAUUCCUCUAAACGUCAGGCAGAAAUGGAGAAGAAAAAGAAAAAAAAGGAUAAUGAGCAACGAGCCAGAUUUAAACCAGUGAAGGAGGUGCAGAAAGAACGCUUAGAGGAAGGCCUCAGCACUGCUAUUAGCUCCUCCAACAUAGGUUUCUCUAUGCUUCAGAAAAUGGGAUACAAGCCUGGAACAAGUUUAGGAAAACAAAAUCAGGGAAGAUUAGAGCCAGUAUCUGUUGAGGUGAAAUCUGACAGAGUAGGCUUGGGAUGGCAGGAAAUGAUCGCUGAGCAUCGCAAAAAAUGUGAAGAAAGAAAACAAAAGAAGAGAAACAAAAAUAAGGAUGAUGCAGAUCCAGAAAAAUAUCGGGCAAGAAUGCGUAGUCAAAGACAAGAAAAAUAUCUACAACAGGACUUGAUGAAGAGCCAGCGUGUAUGUUAUCAAAUGGAUUCAAAGCAGGACCUGGAGGAGCCAGUAGAACCAUGGUUUUGGCCGAGCUAUGUUUUUAACACUGAAGAGGAGGAGGAUGAUUGUGAAGAGGAGGAAGACUAUACUGAAUUUGAGCCUGAAGAGCAGCUGAAUAUUCUUACUGCCUACCUACGCUCUACUUACUGCUACUGUAUAUGGUGUGGUACUGUUUACGAUGAUGAACGAGACCUUAAGCAGAAUUGCCCAGGAGUUACAAGAGCAGACCAUGAUGAUUAGCAUCUAUAUAUUGAGCACUGAAAUUAUAUGAGAUUCCUAAAUGAAAUAUAAGUGCCCUCAUAUGUAUAUGUUUUUGAUGUAAUUUUAUACAUAGGUUAUAUUUUAGCACAUAAGGAGGGAUGGAGAUGGUGCAGUUUGGAGGGGCAUCUAAGCUGUAAUGUUGACGCACCUCUGGCAAGACAGCGAUGGUGUGAAUAGUGGUGAAAGUGUUUCUUCUUUUUCGGGACACCCUACCUCACUGGAGAUGGCCGGUAUGUUAAAAAAAGUAUUUGAGUGAUAAAGGAGCAAAUUUUAAUUUUCAAGCACCAGUUGUGUGGGCACUCAAGAAGUUAUGAAUACAGCCUCUCCUCACUGAACAACAGAGUUCUGUUCCUAAGGCCACGUUGGUAAACGAAUUCAUUGCUAAACAAGGAGCAUACUAUAAUGGUAGUGGGUUUGUGUAAUUAUAUUUGAUAUUGUUUUAAAGUCACCUUUGUACUAAUUAUAAUAUUUUCAGUAUAUUUUUUAAUGUUUAUACAGUAGUGUACUGUAUAUUGUAAUAAACAGAAUAGAGGAAAUCAGCUCUAAUAUACAUUAUUUAGUUAUGCAUACUGGUGAGAUAGCCCGUCAUAAGCUUGAGUCAUGAGUAUGUCACCAAGUAAGUAAGUUUAUUCAGGUAUACACAAAUACAUUUAUAUAGAUCAUCAUACAUACCAGCAUAUGUGUAAAGUGGUAAGGUGAUGCGUACAUUGUCCUGUCUCUGGAGGCGGUAUAAGGUUCGUAGGGUCGAGUCCUGGCCUGCCGCAGUUUGGUAAAUUAUUUAAAAUCACUUGUUUCGUGAUUUCAUUGCUAUAUAGACUGCUUGUUGAGGUGGGUAUUCAAACAGGAGGAGGCUGAAAUUAAUCCUCGAGAUACCACUGCCACGAGUGUCCUCGGAUCAUGAGAAAAAUAUGUAGCUCAGCUGCAUGCAUGAUUUUUGUAGGAUCGCUGGCUCAAGUGGUAAGGCGAUGUGUACAUUGUGCUGUCUCUGGAGGCGGUAUAAUGUUCGUAGGGUCGAGUCCUGGCCUGCCGCAGUUUGGUAAAUGAUGUAAAAUCGCUUGUUUCAUGAUUUCAUUGCUAUACAGUGGACCCCCGCAUAACGAUUACCUCCGAAUGUGACCAAUUAUGUAAGUGUAUUUAUGUAAGUGCGUUUGUACGUGUAUGUUUGGGGGUCUGAAAUGGACUAAUCUACUUCACAAUAUUUCUUAUGGGAACAAAUUCGGUCAGUACUGGCACCUGAACAUACUUCUGGAGUGAAAAAAUAUCGUUAACCGGGGGUCCACUGUAUAUAUAUAUUUUUUUUUUUUCAACAAACCAGCCGUAUCCCACCAAGACAGGGUGGCCCAAAAAGAAAAACGAAAGUUUCUCUUUUUAAAUUUAGUAAUUUAUACAAGAGAAGUGGUUACUAGCCCCUUGGCCCCGGCAUUUUAGUCGCUUCUUACACCAUGCAUGGCUUACGGAGGAAGAAUUCUGUUCCACUUCCCCAUGGAGAUAAGAGGAAAUAAACAAGAACUAGUAAGAAAAUAGAAGAAAACCCAGAGGGGUGUGUAUAUACAGUGGACCCUCAACCAACGGCAUUAAUCUGUUCCAUAGAGCUUGCCUUUAGUCGAAUUUGCCAUUGGUCGAAUUAAUUUUCUCCAUAAGAAAUAAUGGAAAUAGAAUUAAUCCGUUCCUGACGCCCCAAAGUCUGAAAAAAAAAAAAUUUGCAUGAAAUAUACAUUUCCUGACACCAAAACGAAUGGGACAAGCAAAAUAAACUAUAAUUAAAUCCCACUUACAUUUAUUGUGGGGUUGUUGAUGAGUGAUGUGCCAGGAGCAAGGUAGAUUCAGGAUUGUCUAUUGCUUGGAAGGAGAAUCCCCUUCCAUAAAGACUUCAGGUACCAAGUCCUUUGGUGGGGUUACCUCCCUUCUUGGUUUUUUAAUGCCACUAGGACCAGCUUGAGUCACUGGACUCCUGUUGCACAAAAUAUAUGUCCAGAGAGCUCUGUUUCUCAUGUGCCCUUAGGAUUUCCCUAAAAUGGGACACAAGAGUGUCAUUGUACAUGUUGCCAAUGUGGCUUGCAACUUCUGUGACAGAAUAAAAUUCAUCGAUAAAUGCUUGCACCUUUGUAAACAUUGAACACAUUUCCCUAAUUCUUGACGAAGUCAUCUUCCUCUGUCUCUCUUCAUCCUGCUCUGAAGAACAUUUCUGAGAUGUGAUCUGUUGCUGUUGCACCUGAAGCUCUUGCAGGUCUGCAGUGGUUAGUUCUUCCUCGUCAUUCUGCACCAACUCUUCCACAUCCUCGUCACAAACCUCCAACCCCAAGGACUUCCCCAAUGACACAAUAGCUUCCACUACUGGCAUAGCCUCCUGAGGGUUAGCCCCAAACCCUUCAAAAUCCCUCUGUUCUACACAUUCUGGCCACAGUUUACACAACUGAGGAUAUUGAAGUGAUCUUUCCAAAACUCUCUUAGGGUCAGUUGAGUGUCUGAGGUCACUUCAAAGCACUUUUGAAACACUGCUUUUGUGUAGAGUUGUUUGAAGUUUGAAAUGACCUGCUGGUCCGUGGGCUGGAGGAGAGGAGUUGUAUUAGGAGGCAAAAGCUUCAUCUUAACGAAACCAAACUCCCCUGUAAUUUCCUCUUGCAAGUCGUGAGGAUGAGCAGGAGCAUUGUCCAUUACCAGGAGGCACUUGAGUGACAAUUUCUUUUCCUGGAGGUAAUUUUUUACAGUGGAGCCAAACACACCAUAAAACCAGUCCAAGAAAAAUUCCCUAGUGACCCAUGCCUUACUGUUUCAUCUCCACAGCACACACAAAUUACCCUUGAUGAUAAUGUUUUUCUUGAACACUCUGGGAGUAUCAGAGUGAUACACCAAUAAAGGCUUCACUUUGCAAUCACCACUAGCAUUACUACACAACAUUAAUGUCAGCCUGUCUUUUAUAGGCUUAGGUCCUGGGAGUGCCUUUUCCUCCUGAGUAAUGUAGGUCCUGUUUGGCAUUUUCUUCCAAAACAGUCCUGUUUCGUCACAAUUAAACACUUGUUCAGGUUUUAAGUUUUCAGUCUCUAUGUAUUCCUUAAAUUUCUUCACAUAUUUUUCAGCCACAUUUUUGUCUGAACUGGCUGCCUCACCAUGCUUUACUACACUGUGUAUGCCACUGCAAAUCUUAAAUCUCUCAAACCAGCCUUUACUGGCCUUAAAUUCAUCAGCAGCAGCACUAUUUUGAGGCAUUUUCUUAAUGAGAUCAUCAGGCAACUUCCUUGCCUUUUCACAAAUUAUAGACUGAGAAACACUAUCACCUGAUAAUUGUUUUUCGUUUAUCCAUACCAAUAACAGUCUCUCUACCUCUUCAGUUAUUUGCGGUCUCCGUUUUGAAAACAUACUUGAACCUUUCACAACAACAGCUUCCUUGAUUGCCUGUCUGUUCGCCAAGAUAGUACUGAUGGUUGAAUGUGAUUUGUUGUGUUGCCUUUCCAACUCAGCCAUACGGACUCCGCUGUCGUAUUUUUCAGUGAUCUUCAUUUCCAUCGUAAUUCUCACCCUUUUUAACACAGACUUGGCACUAGAAGCUUUCUUGGGGCCCAGGGUGGCUUAUUUAGCAGUUACAAGCACUAAAAACAGUGGAAUAAUCCAAAAUAUAUGGGAGGCACACGUGAAAACCGACAGCAACAGCUUGUAAACAAUGGCACACAGAGUCAUGGAGUGGCUGGGCCCACUCAGGCCGCGCUCCGGGCACAUGGACAUGUUCCGGACGAACGUUGUUGGUAGAGUUUUUCGCCGUUGGUUAAGACUUUUUUUACGUCAAAAAGCGCCGUUAGACGAAAUUGCCAUUACUUAAUGCCACCGUUAGUUGAGGGUCCACUGUAUAUGCUUGUACAUUUAUGUGUAGUGUGACCUAAGUGUAAGUAGAAGUAGCAAGACAUACCUGAAAUAUUGCAUGUUUAUGAGACAAAAAAGACACUAGCAAUCCUACCAUCAUGUAAAACAAUUACAGGCUUCCGUUUUACACUCACUUGGCAGGAUGGUAGUACCUCCCUGGGUGGUUGCUGUCUACCUGCCUACUACCUAGGCUUUACAUAAUUAUUAUAUCAAAUAUAAGUGCUAAACCUAUAAGGGCCAUACAUCACCUAGGGAAUGGGAGGCAUUCAGGGUUGAGCUGAGGAAGAGGAGGGUAACUCCAGUUCUUUGGAUCAAGAGCCCUUCAUCAGCUUUAAGGCACUCUCCUUGAAGGGAAAACUUUUGGUUUCUUUAUGUGUAUUUUUUUCUUUCAUAAGACUAACACUCGUUUACUAUAUUAAGACAUUCUGUUAAUUAUUUCUACCAGUCUUCUGCAUUUUGCAUACUGAGCUUGUGUCUUUCUUAUCUAUAUGGUCACAUUCCUCUCUUUUUUCAUCCUUGCACUUCAGGAAAUUCAUGGAAAUUUUUCCCCUUCUUGGAAGUGACUUUAUGCUGGUAAAGGGCUUUUGAUUCAAGGAAUUGGAGCUUCCAUCUUCUUGGAUCACUAUAUGACUCCCAUAGGUCUAGUGCCUCUCCAUGAAUAAUCAUGAAUAAUAAUAACUAUAAAUUUUCAGUCAUUUCUAUGCCAUACUGUACUUAUAUUUUAUCUUUUACUAAACAUUUUGCUUGUGUUCCAAGCUGCAUCUUGUAUCUUCUAACUAUGAUAUCACCUGCCCAUGACCAUGGGUUCUACCCAUGCAGCCUGAGCUGAUGUCAGGCUUCUGUGUUGACUGCUUGGUCAACUAGGCUGUUGUUAUUUGUGGCCUGCAUGCCCACAUAGUCAUCACAUCCUGGUUGAUCAGGCACACUCUCAGGAGGUAAUAUUCUAUUUGCAUUCAUGUGUGCUGUGCAAGUUUCAUACUUUUAUAUAAUACAUGAACAAAACACUGAAAUGAUUAAAUAUUAGACUUUAAUGACAUACAGUAUAGGACAUGUUAUCUAACUACCAUUGGAUCUGACAUUGGCUGGAUAAUAAAAUAAAAAUUGGUUACUUGAACAGAAUGCUACUUAUAUCCUGUACAGUACUUUACCAUGAAUAAGUAAUCUACAGCAGCCAUAAGUUGACUCCAGCCAUAUGUAGUAACUCCGAGAACCUGUUUUGUCAUGCCAUUCUAGUAUAGAUAGAAAAUAGGGAUAUGGUAAUUUACAGCUUCCAUAUAUGUAAGUGGUAAACCAUCUUAACUAUAUGAACUUGCUUAAAGCCCUGAAUAUAUGUACUUUCUAGAAUGAAGACGAGAAUGAGUUUCAUAACCUAGGAAUGAAAUACUUAUUCUCUCCGAAGGACUGCAUGCUUCCUCUGGAAAGCAACUAUCAACAAACCUGACUAAUAGGAGAAUGGGCUAGUUAAGAUGCCUGAUAGUCUCCACCUGUUUCUGUAGUGAAUGACCCCCUGGAUACAGUGCUUAAUGAAAUACAAUAAUGGCUGUACAUCUCAUACUUUUUCUGUCACACUUGUUGAUGCAUUACCAGCUAUGUACAUUUGAAGUAUUUAUUUGAAGUGCUAAACCAAUUCUGAUCAUACCAUGAAAGGAAUGGUAUGAAGGGAUUUGUAUUAUGAAAUGGAUAUAUUUCAAUAGCAGUGGUGACUGUAGCUAAUCAGAAGUGUAGGGAAUGCCAACUAUUAAAGCAAAAUUUAUUAGAGAUGGAGAUGGGAAGUAUACAUACAGUGCCUGUACUAUGAAUGAGGGGUGUUAAUGUUACAGUUUUAUAAUCAGUGUAAGCAUGCCUCUGGCAAGACAGUGAAGGAGUGAAUGAUGAAAGUUAUUUUAUUUUCGGGCCACCCUGCCUUGGUGGGAAACAGCUGAUGUGUUUAUAAAUAAACAAAUAUAUAUUUUUUUUUUUUUUUCAAAAAGUCGGUCGUCUCCCACCGUAUUAAAGAUCUGCAAAUAGUGAGUAAAGUUCAUCUGAUGACUGAAUUUCAGAGUUCGAAGAUAAAUAUAUAAAUCAGUAUUAAAAACUAGUCAAAAUUCAAAGUAGGGUAACAAUACAUACUCUUACAAUUAAUUAAUUUUGUCAUAAAACAGUUUCAGUAUUAUAAGUUAUUCAUUUGCCCCCUAUAAUGCUCAGGCAUACUUACUUUGCCUGCCUUCCACUCAGAUGGUUUAAUUUUUGCUGCAGGUUAUUUCUCAACUGACACUGAUUUGCUUCUUCAGAUGUGACCACCAGUCUUUCAGCCAAUGCUUUAACCUCAACACCAACUCUUUUUCCCAUCCCCUCCCUUCACCAUCUCUCUCACCUUCACAUAGCUUACUGAUUAGAGUAUUACUCGGAAUGUCAAUGUCCCGGGCUCAAUUUCUCUAGCAUGGAGAAACAUUUAGGAAAAUUUUCUUACACUCCAGCUGCCCCUUCCUGCAGUAGAAAUAAGCACCUGUGUAUUAGCUGAUUAUUGUGGGUUGCAUCCAUUGAAAAACUUGUUGGAAAACUCCAGUCCUGCUGGAAUAUCAUCUUUGUAAAAAAAAAAAAAAAACUCCAUUUCUGUAAGAAACUCCAGCAGCCACUGGAAGCAUUUACCGGUAAGUGUUGGGUAAAAGGUAUUUGUGUACCUAAUGAUUUUGAAAUGGCAAUCACUUCUGCCAUGCAUGACCCUGAUGGGCCUAGCACUUUCAUGAAAAUAAUAAUAUUGACCUCUCAAGGGAGGUUCCUUAAUGCUGAUGAGGAGCUCUUGAUCUGAAGAAUUUGGACUUGUCCUUCCCAUCCAAGGGUCAAAUCUGAUUGCUUCCCAUUCCCUAGGCACUGUCACCCCUACAGCUUAGAGCUUCCCCUGAACAAUUUAUAAACAUUACACAGUAGUAGCUUCAAAUAAUACCACUUUUUUUUUUUUUUUUUUUUUAAUUUUGGAGUUGUGCAAUGUGUAGCUAAUUAAUUUCAGUCUGCUAAUGGCAAAAAAAGUGCAGGAUUCGAAGCUGUGUAACUUGCACUCCUUAAAAAUUCUUAUCUUGAAGCAUUUAUGCAGAAACUUCUGUGGUACUAUAUGUACAAUCCCACGAAUGACCAUUUUCUACCAAAUAAAUCAACUAAAUCACA